ACCGCGCGAUGCCAGGCCCGGCGGAGCUGCGGCGGCCCCCGCGUCCGAUCGUCACCGGCUGAAUCCCGGCUCACGGUGGAGGCUGAGUCGGAUCUGGACGCACCGCGCAUGGACGCGUCGGGUUCCCCGCCUCCUGGGGGGACAGGAGGUGAUGACCACACAAGAACUGCAAGAGAGACACCCAGGCGACUUUCAAGAGAACAGCUUUUUGUACUGAUAUCAGCAGCUUCCAUGAACUUAAGUUCUAUGAUGGCCUAUUCUAUCCUUGGACCCUUUUUCCCCAAGGAGGCUGAAAAGAAGGGAGUCAGCGAUACCACGAUUGGUAUGAUCUUUGGAUGUUACGCUUUAUUUGACUUGCUGUCAUCUUUGGUAUUUGGAAAAUAUCUGGUAUAUAUUGGAGCAAAAUUUAUGUUUAUAGCAGGAAUAUUUGUCUCAGGAGGAGUUACAAUUCUCUUUGGUGUCUUGGACCAAGUUCCAGAUGGACCAAUAUUUAUUACUAUGUGUUUUCUAGUGAGAAUAGUAGAUGCAAUAAGCUUUAGUGCAGCAAUCACUGCAUCGGAUUCCAUCCUCGCAAAGGCUUUCCCAAAUAAUGUGGCUACAGUAUUGGGAAGUCUUGAGGUUUUUUCUGGACUGGGACUAGUAUUAGGUCCCCCUUUAGGAGGCUUUUUGUAUCAAUCCUUUGGCUACAAGGUACCUUUCAUUUUUCUGGGAAGCAUAGUUCUACUGAUGAUACCGCUCAACAUAUGUAUUUUACCCAAUUAUGAGUCUGAUCCAGGUGAACACUCAUUCUGGAAACUUGUCACUGUACCCAAGGUUGGCUUUAUAUCCUUCGUCAUCAUCUCGUUCAGCUCAUGCUUUGGCUUCCUUGAUCCUAUUCUCUCUCUCUUUGUUCUGCAGAAGUUUGAUUUGCCAGCUGGAUAUGUGGGAUUGGUCUUCCUUGGUUUGGCUCUAUCAUAUGCCAUUUCUUCACCACUGUUUGGCCUACUAAGUGACAAAAUGCCGCAUCGAAGGAAAUGGUUUCUGGUUUUUGGAAACUUAAUCACAGCAGGGUGCUACAUGCUCUUAGGACCUGCUCCAGUCUUGCACAUUGAAAGUCAACUCUGGCUGCUGGUGUUGAUAUUAGUUAUAAAUGGCAUCUCUGCUGGAAUGAGUGUAAUCCCAACUUUCCCGGAGAUUCUCAGUUGUGCAUAUGAAAAUGGAUUUGAAGAGGGAUUAAGUACGUUGGGACUUGUCUCAGGCCUUUUUGGUGCCAUGUGGUCAGUUGGUGCUUUUAUAGGACCCAUGCUGGGUGGAUUUUUAUAUGAGAAAAUUGGUUUUGAGUGGGCAGCAGCUAUCCAAGGUGUGUGGGCUCUGAUCAGUGGACUAGCAAUGGGCUUAUUUUAUCUUCUGGAGCACUCAAGGAGAAGAAGAAGUUCUAAACCUCAAAAUAUCAUCUGCACAGAAGAGGAACAAACGGCUCUCUUGAGUGAUGAAAUCUAGCCUCACAAGCCCUGAAUUGAUAUAAGACUGGGGGAUGGGUGCUCCUGGCCUUCAGCCUCUCUACUGGAAGGGUCUUCUAAACACACAGAACUCCAUGGACCCCACACUAGCAUUCAGGAAGUACGAAUGCAUGUUUUGGAUGAUCCUGCAUUAGGCUAGACAUCCUGUUCUGAAAAGCUGGCCAGCCACAUUUGAAGCAUUACCUAUGACAAACGGAAUGGAGAACCAGCAAAAGUUUGUGGUUUUUCAGUGACCACUCUUGUCCUUGAAGUUGUUACCGACUCUUAUUUGUGGUUUUUUGUUUCCUCUGUUUACUUUUUGGUCUAAGUGCACUGAUUCUAUGAAUGUACUUUUUUUAAUUACAAAGGAAAGAAGUGAUUUGAUAUGCACUAAACAUAUAAGGAUGACUCAAAAUAUAGCAAACAAUUAUUAUGAAACCCAUUUUUAAAACAACAUACUUUCUCUGUGUCCUGAGAUUUUUGUCCUUGUUGAAAAGUCAAAAUUCUUGACGUCCUUGCAAAAAUUCCAUGGCAUUUCCCUCAGUUUUUCUAAAAAUUUUGUGCGUGUGGGAAGUGCAAGAAUAACACUUAUGGCUUUCAUUUUUGUGACUUUUUAAUUACAAUCUAGAUUUA
This is a messenger RNA of Castor canadensis (American beaver), 2111 nucleotides long. RefSeq names its product solute carrier family 18 member B1 (gene Slc18b1). Gene Ontology annotation, biological process: transmembrane transport. The record is from RefSeq and is a predicted model, not a curated record. Gene Ontology annotation, molecular function: transmembrane transporter activity. NCBI's taxonomy places the organism in Eukaryota, Metazoa, Chordata, Mammalia, Rodentia, Castoridae.